AUGAAGGGUUCCUGCAUCAUCGUAUUGCGGCUGCUGUUGGCUGGGCCUGUUCUCGUCGGCCCUGGGAAGAACUUUCAGAGCUCUGGGUGGCAGGGAGCCGCUGCUUCCAAAUUCCCCGGAGUCAAGGCCCUGGAGGGGAAGUCCAGGGGGCGCGUCCAGCUCAGCUCGGCGCCAACCUGGAGCUACAACCUGGACAUUCGACAUGUGCAGAACUUCUCCCUCCCGCUUGCCGGGAGGCACUUCGGGUACCGCGUCCUGCAGGUUGAAAACAGGGUUGUUGUGGGAGCUCCAGGUGAGGGCAACAGCACAGGAAACCUCUACCAGUGCCAGCCAGACACUGGACACUGCGUACCCAUCAGCCUGAGUGGUUCCAACUAUACCUCCAAGUUCUUGGGAAUGACCUUGGCAACAGACCCCACAGGUCGAAGCAUUUUGGCCUGUGACCCUGGGCUGUCUCGGACGUGUGACCAGAACAUCUAUCUGAGUGGCCUAUGUUACCUCUUCCAUAAUAAUGUGGAAGGUCGUGUGCUGCAAGGGCACCCUGGCUAUCAGGAAUGUAUAAAGGGCAAGGUAGACCUGGUGUUUCUGUUUGACGGCUCACUGAGCUUGCAGCAAGAUGAAUUUCAGAAAAUUCUGGACUUCAUGAAGGAUGUGAUGAAGAAACUCAGCAACACUUCCUACCAGUUUGCUGCUGUUCAGUUUUCCACCACCUACAAAACGGAAUUUAAUUUUUUAGAUUAUGUUAAACGGAAGGACCCUGAUACUCUGCUAGACAAUGUAAAACACAUGCUCCUGUUGACCAACACCUUUGGUGCCAUCAACUAUGUUGCGACUAAGGUGUUCCGGCAAGAACUGGGGGCCCGGCCAGACGCCACCAAAGUGCUUAUCAUCAUCACCGAUGGGGAGGCCACUGACAGUGGCAACAUUGACGCGGCCAAAGACAUCAUCCGCUACAUCAUUGGGAUUGGAAAGCAUUUUGAAACCAAGGAAAGUCAGGAGACACUCCACAAAUUUGCCUCAAAACCCGCAGAGGAGUUUGUAAAGAUUCUGGACACAUUUGAGAAGCUUAAAGAUCUAUUCACCGAGCUGCAGAAGAAAAUCUAUGUCAUUGAGGGCACAAGCAAACAGGACCUGACCUCCUUCGACAUGGAGCUGUCCUCCAGUGGCAUCAGCGCUGACCUCAGCAGGGACCAUGCCAUCGUGGGGGCAGUUGGCGCCAAGGACUGGUCUGGGGGCUUUCUAGACCUGAAGGCAGACCUACAGGAUGCUACAUUUGUUGGGAACGAACCCCUGACACCAGAAGUGAAAGCGGGAUAUUUGGGGUACACAGUGACCUGGCUGCCCUCCCCAGGACACACAUCGCUACUGGCGGCAGGAGCCCCUCGAUACCAGCACGUGGGUCGGGUGCUGCUGUUCCAAGAACCACAGCAAGGAGGACGCUGGAGCCAGGUCCAGGAAAUAGACGGGACCCAGAUUGGCUCUUAUUUUGGUGGGGAGCUGUGUGGUGUUGACGUGGACCAAGAUGGAGAGACAGAGCUGCUGCUGAUUGGAGCCCCACUGUUCUAUGGGGAGCAGAGAGGAGGCCGGGUGUUUGUCUACCAGAGAAAGCAGCAGGGGUUUGAAGAAGUCUCAGAACUUCAGGGGGACCCUGGGUAUCCCCUUGGGAGGUUUGGAGAAGCCAUCACUGCCCUGACAGACAUCAACGGGGACGGGCUGAUGGAUGUGGCUGUGGGAGCCCCUCUGGAGGACCAAGGGGCAGUGUACAUCUUCAAUGGGCGAAAUGGUGGUCUCAGCCCCUGGCCAAGUCAGCGGAUAGAAGGGACCCAGGUGUUCUCAGGAAUUCGGUGGUUCGGACGCUCCAUCCAUGGGGUGAAGGACCUCCAAGGGGACGGCCUGGCAGAUGUGGCUGUGGGGGCUGAGGGUCAGGUGAUCAUGCUGAGCUCCCGGCCCGUGGUAGAUGUGGUCACUCAGAUGUCCUUCUCCCCUGCCGAGAUCCCAGUGCAUGAAGUGGAGUGCUCCUAUUCAACCAGUAACAAGAAAAAGGAAGGCGUCAAUAUCACAGUCUGUUUUCAGAUCAAGUCCCUCAUCCCUGGGUUCCAAGGCCACCUGGUUGCCAAUCUCACGUACACUCUGCAGCUGGACGGCCAUCGUACCAGAAGCCGGGGGUUGUUUCUGAAAGAGGGGCACGAACUCAGCAGGAACACAGCUGUCGACUCCAAGAAGUCCUGCACUGAGUUCCAGUUUCACUUCCCGGUAUGCGUUCAAGACCUCAUCUCCCCCAUCAAUGUCUCCCUGAAUUUCUCCCUUUCGGAAGAAGAAGAGACACCAGAGGACCAAAGGGUGCAGGGUAAGAACAUACAGCCCAUCCUGAGACCCUCACCACACUCGGAGACCCUGGAGAUCCCUUUUGAGAAGAACUGUGGGGAGGACAAGAAGUGUGAGGCGGACCUGAGGCUGUCCUUCUCUCCUGCAAGAUCAACAGUCCUGCGUCUGACCUCCUCUGCCAGCCUCUCUGUGGAAUUGACACUGAGAAACUCAGGAGAAGAUGCUUACUGGGUUCAGUUAAGCCUGAGCUUCCCCAGGGGACUCUCAUUCCGCAAAGUGGAGAUGCUCAAGCCCCACAGCCAGAUACCUGUGAGCUGCGAGGAGCUUCCUGAUGAGUCUGAGCUUCUGCCCAGGAAUCUCUCUUGCAAUGUGAGCUCUCCCAUCUUUAAGGCAGGCAGCUCGGUUGCUAUCCAGGUGAUGUUUAAUACCUUGCUGAACAGCUCCUGGGAGGACUUUGUCAAGCUGCGUGCCAAUGUGAACUGUGACAAUGAGGACUCAGGCCUCCUGGAGGACAACUCAGCCACCACCAGCAUCCCAGUCCUGUACCCCAUCAACCUGCUCAUCGAGGACCAGGAAAACUCCACACUCUAUGUCAGUUUCACCCCCAAAGGUCCCAAGAUCCAGCAAGUCAAGCACAUCUACCAGGUGAGGUUUCAGCCUUCCAUCCAUGACCACAACAUGCCCGCCCUGGAGGCCUUGGUUGGGGUGCCACAGACUCCCAGCGAGGGGCCCAUCACACAUCAGUGGAGUGUGCAGAUGGAUCCUCAUGUUCCCUGCCAUCAUGAGAAGAAACUGCCUGGUGCGGCUGAGCCCUGUCUCCCCAGAGCUGAGUUCCGCUGCCCAAUUGUCUUCAAGAAAGAGAUCCUCGUCCAAGUGAUCGGGACUGUGAAGCUGGUGGGAGAGAUCGAGGCCUCUUCCAUGUUCAGCCUCUGCAGCUCCCUCUCCAUCUCCUUCAACAGCAGCAAGCACUUUCACCUCUACGGCCCCAAUGCCUCCCAGGCCCAGGUCGUCAUGAAGGUUGACGUCGUGUAUGAAAAGGAUAUGCUGUAUCUCUACGUGCUGAGUGGUAUUGGGGGCCUAUUGCUGCUGCUGCUGAUUUUCCUAGUGCUGUACAAGAUUGGCUUCUUCAAGAGGAACCUGAAGGAGAAAAUGGAGGCUGACGCAGGUGUCCCAAAUGGAAUCUCUGGAGCUGACUCUGGGCAGCUGGUGUCUGGAGAAGAGGACACGGAUCCAGACUGCCUGAAGCCCCUCCAUGGGGAGAAGACUGAGGAUGGAGGUGGCAAGGACUGA
This is a messenger RNA of Carlito syrichta (Philippine tarsier), 3615 nucleotides long. RefSeq names its product integrin subunit alpha L (gene ITGAL). The coding region runs from base 1 to 3615 and encodes 1204 amino acids. The transcript has 32 exons. The record is from RefSeq and is a predicted model, not a curated record. Gene Ontology annotation, molecular function: integrin binding. Gene Ontology annotation, biological process: integrin-mediated signaling pathway; cell-cell adhesion; cell adhesion mediated by integrin. Gene Ontology annotation, cellular component: integrin complex; external side of plasma membrane. Lineage: Eukaryota; Metazoa; Chordata; Mammalia; Primates; Tarsiidae.